Messenger RNA from Penicillium olsonii, 633 nucleotides. NCBI's taxonomy places the organism in Eukaryota, Fungi, Ascomycota, Eurotiomycetes, Eurotiales, Aspergillaceae. The record is from the annotation of a GenBank genome assembly.
AUGUGCAGCUUCAUGGCCGCUGGCCUGGUCGCCGCUGCUCCUCCUGGCCCUCCUCCAUCCGACAUUUCUGCACCUCCCCCUCUCCCAACAGGCACUGAUGUGCCCCCUCCUCCCAAGUCGGGCGAGGGCAACGACAAUGAGAAGCGCGAGGAGAACCCUCCUCCAGUGCCCAGCGGGACUGAUGCUCCUCCACCAAAGCCUACUGGCACAGACGUGCCCCCUCCCCCCAAGUCCGUGGGAGACAACGAGAAGCGAGGAGACGCUCCUCCUCCUUCUGGGACCGAUGUUCCUCCACCCAAGCCCACUGGAACCGACAUUCCACCCCCUCCCAAGUCCGAGAACGACAAUGAGAAGCGCGGAGAUGCUCCCCCUCCUCCUUCUGGCACUGAUGUGCCUCCUAAGCCCACUGGCACCGAUAUCCCACCCCCUCCCAAGUCGGAGAACGACAACGAGAAGCGAGGAGACGCUCCUCCCCCUCCUCCUUCCGGCACUGAUGCCCCCCCCAAGCCUACUGGAACCGACAUCCCUCCCCCUCCCAAGUCGGAGAAUGACAACGAGAAGCGCGGAGACGCCCCUCCUCCACCUCCUCAGACUACCGAUGUCCCUCCUCCCCCUAAGCCCACCCAGGCUUAA